Molecule: messenger RNA, 5029 nt
Organism: Oxyura jamaicensis (ruddy duck)
Lineage: Eukaryota; Metazoa; Chordata; Aves; Anseriformes; Anatidae
Gene: FOXC1
Product: forkhead box C1
Exons: 1
Coding region: 3-1784 (593 amino acids)
Biological process (GO): cell differentiation; regulation of transcription by RNA polymerase II; anatomical structure morphogenesis
Molecular function (GO): RNA polymerase II cis-regulatory region sequence-specific DNA binding; DNA-binding transcription factor activity, RNA polymerase II-specific
Source: RefSeq, a predicted model, not a curated record
ACAUGCAGGCUCGCUACUCCGUGUCCAGCCCCAACUCCCUGGGAGUGGUGCCGUACCUCGGCGGCGAGCAGAGCUACUACCGAGCCGCCGCCGCGGCGGCCGGCGGGGGCUACGCGGCCAUGCCGGCCCCGAUGAGCAUGUACUCGCACCCGGCCCACGAGCAGUACCCGGGCGGCAUGGCCCGAGCCUACGGGCCCUACACGCCGCCGCCGCAGCCCAAGGAUAUGGUGAAGCCGCCCUACAGCUACAUCGCCCUCAUCACCAUGGCCAUCCAGAACGCGCCCGAUAAGAAGAUCACCUUGAACGGGAUCUACCAGUUCAUCAUGGAGCGGUUCCCUUUCUACCGGGACAACAAGCAGGGCUGGCAGAACAGCAUCCGCCACAACCUCUCCCUCAACGAGUGCUUCGUCAAGGUGCCCCGCGACGACAAGAAGCCCGGCAAGGGCUCCUACUGGACCCUCGACCCCGACUCCUACAACAUGUUCGAGAACGGCAGCUUCCUCCGCCGCCGCCGCCGCUUCAAGAAGAAGGACGCCGUCAAGGACAAGGAGGACAAGGACCGCCUGCACCUCAAGGACCAUGCCCCGCCGCCGCCGCGCCCGCCGCCGCCCGCCGCAGCCUCCGCUGCCGCCGUCGAGCCCGAGGGCGGCCCCGCCGGGGGGGGCAGCGCCCCGCCGCCGCCGCCGCCGCCCCCCGUCCGCAUCCAGGACAUCAAGACGGAGAACGGCACGGCCUCGCCGCCGCACGCCGGCUCCCCCCCCGGCGCCGCUCCGCCGCUGGGCGCCGUGCCCAAAAUCGAGAGCCCCGACAGCAGCAGCAGCCUGUCGAGCGGCGGCAGCCCCCGCAGCGCCCUUCCCUCCGCCCGCUCGCUCAGCCUCGAAGCCCCCGAGCCUCCGCCGCCGCCGCCGCCGCCCCCUCCGCCGCCGCCUCCCCACCACCACCACCACCACCACGGGCCGGGCUUCAGCGUGGACAACAUCAUGACCUCUCUGCGCGGCUCCCCGCAGGGGGCGGCCGAGCUGGGCUCCGGCCUGCUGCCCCCCGCCGCCGCCGCCGCCGCCCCCCGCAGCGGCAUCCCCCCGGCCCUGUCCCUCGGCGGCUACUCGCCGGGCCACAGCUCCGUCUACAGCUCGCCGUGCGGCCAGCCCGCUGCCUCGGCAGCCACCUACCACUGCAACAUGCAAGCCAUGAGCCUGUAUGCAGCGGCGGGCGGCGCGGAGCGGACCCCCGGCCACCUGCCCCCCCCCGCCGCCGCCAGCCCCGCCGAGGAGCCGCUACCCGACUACGCGCUGCCGUCGGGGGGCGGCGGAGCGGGGAGCGGCGGCGGCGGAGGAGGUGGAGGAGGAGGGGGCGGCGGGGGGGCGCUGGGGCACGGCGGGCUGGGCGGCGCGGCGGGCGGCCACCAGGAGGGGCAGCACCCGCACCCGCACCCGCACCAGGGCCGCCUGGCCUCCUGGUACCUCAACCAGGCGGCGGCGGCGGCGGCGGCGGCGGCGGCGGUGGCGGCGGCGGGAGAGCUGGGCCCGCUGGCGGGCGCGCCGGGCUACGGGGGGGCGCAGCAAGGCUUCGCCGCCGCCCCCAGGGAGGUCUUCGAGGCGCCGCGCCUCGGCCUCAGCGCCUCGCCCGGAGGAGGAGGCAGCGGCGGAGGCCCCGGCGGCGGCGGCGGCGGUGGCGGCGGAGGAGGCGGCGGGGCGGGGGGAGGCAGCUGUCAGAUGGCCUUCCCCGGCAGCCAGCCCCUCUACCGCACCUCCGGGGCCUUCGUCUACGACUGCGGCAAGUUCUGAGCGCCCCCCCCGACGCCCCCCCCGCCCCCCCGCUCGGGGGUCCCCGCGGCCGCCCGGAGGGAGAGGAGAGCGCGGGCGAAAAGCCUUUGUACAGAGACAGCUCCAAAGCAUGUCUUGGUUUUGUUAAAGGACAGUGUUACUCCGAUAACACGUAAGUUUUUUUCUGUUGUUGGUUUUUUCCUCCUUGCUUUUGAGAAAUACUCCCUCCAACCUUCCCCGCCCCCGUUUCCCCCCCCCUUCACCGUGCGCCCCGGCCCUUAAGGUAUCGCCAGGCCCUGUGUUUAAAUGGGGGCGAAAAACUCAGCGUAGAAUACCGGCUUGUCCCCGCUCCCCCCGUCCCCGUCCCGGACCCUCCUCUUUUACAAGGACUUGUUUUAAAAUGUAAAUUGCGACAUAGUAAUUUAUUUUUAAUUUGUAGUUGGAUGUUGCGGACCAAACGCCAGAAAGUGUUUCCCCCCUUCCCUGAAAAUUGACUGAAACGCUGAUUUUUUUUUCACUAUAUAUAAAAAAGGGAAACUGUAUUAAUCUUAUUCUAUCAAUAUUUUUUCUUUUUUUUUUUUUUGUUGAAAAUAUUCUGAAGGUAUUGCAUUGUUUGUUUAUUAAUAAAUUACCAUUCAGUUGGAAUGCUCCUCCACACGUCUGUAUAUUUUAAUACUUUCGUUCAGAGCGAGGGAGAGAGAGGGGAAAGGGAUUUCCUAACUAACUUUGCCGAUGGAAGAGCUCGUUCCCCUCCGCGCAAAUUCCAGAGACUAUUUAGGAUCUGCCAGGUCGAAAAAAAAAUCCCUUUUCGGUCUCUUCUGCAAUAUGUUCCACUUAGUCAGCUCGCCUUAUCCGCUAGGAAAAAAAAAAAUAAAAAAAAAAAGGAAAAAAAAGAAAAAAAAAAAAACUUUCCCAUGGCAGCUCUGAGUUGGCAAAUAAACAAACACGUUUUCUUAGCAAUUAAUGGGCAAGACCUGGAAACAUUUGGCCGUGCGCAGCGGCAGGACAAGCUCACGGCUUUUUAAAUAAGGUGUCCGUGUAAGGCUAUGGGAAGCGCCAACGCCGAGUGGGCGCCCGUGUGUGGCUGCGAGCAUACAUCGGGCUGGCGAUCGCUGCGGGUGCAAUGCCCUCGCGUUUAUAUCCAGGGCUUCCAUACGGACCCGUAUUGGAAAAAGGAUUGCCUAUUUAUUCACGGCUUCAUAUACGCGUCGCAUAUGUUUCUCAGCUCCACGGUGUAUUUUGGAUGGCAACUAUCCUGUAACACGGAUAUUCGUAAAUAUAAUGUGAGCCUGCUUUGUAGAACUGGUGGCAACGCGCGCCAUCACACCCGUGAAGCCGCUUCUGUAAUGUAGAAAUAUAUUUUAAAGUCCUAUUUUAUGUCAGGAAAAAAAUAAUAAUGAAGUAGUGAAGUAGUUGGAUUAAAAGGGUGCCUGUGCGCUCCAGCCUUGCACCUCUGUAGCUCUUACUCCUGUCCUUUAGGGACAUUGCCGCUCUGUUGGGAGUGCCCUAAUUGCUCUGCCCGAGAUUGUUUUAGAAAGAGUUGGUGUGGCAGAAUUUUUCUUAUACAGUCUUUUUUUUUUUUUUUUUUUUUUUUUCGCCUCUCCCCUCCCUCCUUUUUCCUUAAACCUGUAGGAAAAAAAAAAAUAAGAAAAAGAAAAAAAAUGUUACCAGGGGAGCAGAUGAGUGCUGCUUGUCAGACCGAGAAUCUCACCUUCUGGACAAUUUGCAAUUAAGAACCUACGGGCGAUGGGGGAUCACCUCCCCCCUUUGUAAAUAACCACCAAAAACGCAAUAAAUUCAUUAACUUAAAAAGAAUCUGCCUUGUCAGUCAGACCUGGGAAGAAGAUUAUUUGAUUAGAGAUAUUUAAGGCCUAAAGUUUGCUUUCAAGAUAAUACAGUUUCCUAUCAGUGCCUCUUAUCUAAAGGCAACACUUAGCAGUAAUUGCCGCUGCAUUGUUAAGGGUUACACUGUAAAUAAAUACGAAGGUAUUUACAGUUAAACCUUAUUACCUUGCUUUUGAGCUGCUCUUCCUCUCCAAAGCGAUAAUCCGCUGUUAGACAAACCCUUAAGCAGAGCGGCAGAACCGGGGGCUUGCUGCAUAAAGCUGGCUUGAAAUGCGUUUGUGGAAAUACCUCGCUCCCUUUAUUUUAUUUUAUAUAUAUAUAUAGAAUUAUUUGGCUCUUGCUAAAGAGCUUCUCGGCCUUCUUUAUUGCCGUUUGCUGGUUGAAUCGGGUCCGACAAAGCGCAGCGCUCCGCCGCCCGGUUAUUCUGCGGCCGAAGCGGGGGCAAAGCAGAGCCGAGAGGGUCGGCUGCGGAGUCCUGGGGGGGUCCCAGCUCCCCCCGCACCGCUGCCGGCCCCGGCUGGCCGGUGGCUUUGGCCGCCUCCAGUUUUCACUUCUUUUCCCCGGGACAAGCGGAGCCCCGGCGGCGGCAGCGGGGGGACUGCGCGGAAAAGCCGUGCCCGCCUCCUCCCCUCCCGGUAUCGAAAACCGGGCUGAAAAUUAAAGAAACGGGAGGGCAGAGCGGCGACCGCAUGUGCUGUUUGCCUAGGUUUUUUUGUUCGCAUCGGACGCCGGUCUCUUUGGGAUUUUGUAUUUAUUUAUUUUUAUUCUUAUUAUUAUUUUCCAGCCGUGGGGUGAUGCGGGGAAAAUAAAAUAGCAGGGAAAAACAGUAGUCAGCUCGGCUCGUCGUGGCUGCGGGGGGAUGUAUGUGUGUGAGGAGGGGGGAGAAAUGGGGGGUUUGGGGUUGAAGCUCCCGAACAAGUGCCGCGGCCGCGCAACUUGUGCUCCCCGCCUGGCUGCGGGAGGGCAGCGGAGGCCCGGGGGGCGGGGGGGGAGGCUGGAAGCGGGGAGGCCGAGAAACAUCCCGGGGAUUUUGGGAGCUGGGGAGGGGGUCUGUCCUGCGGAGAUCACACGCGGGUUGUAUUAUUAUUAUUAUUAUUAUUAUUAUUAUUAUUAUUAUUAUUAUUAUUAUUAUUAUUAUAUUGCUAUUACUAUUGCUAUUGCUAUUACUGUUGUUACUAUUAUUUUAUUGUGGUGACGAUGAUGAUGGCGAGCAGGGGGCAAAGCGGAGGGUCCCUCCUGAUCUCUGGUUGUCUCCCAGCAGAGCUCCGCGGAGGUGCGAGGGACGUGCGGGCGGCGGCGGCGGGACGGUGCGGCUGCGAGGCCCCGGCCCUGCCUGCGGAGCGGCGCCCUUGGGUGCCAGGUCAGCGCGCAGCUUCGCGGCGUGUCUGCGACUCGAGGUGGAUGUCAGGGCUUUCGCCGUC